Messenger RNA from Talaromyces proteolyticus, 3561 nucleotides. Its product is annotated as putative DNA mismatch repair protein Msh6. Gene Ontology annotation, cellular component: MutSalpha complex; nucleus. The record is from RefSeq and is a predicted model, not a curated record. The transcript has 5 exons. Gene Ontology annotation, molecular function: mismatched DNA binding; ATP-dependent DNA damage sensor activity; ATP binding. Gene Ontology annotation, biological process: mismatch repair. The coding region runs from base 1 to 3561 and encodes 1186 amino acids. NCBI's taxonomy places the organism in Eukaryota, Fungi, Ascomycota, Eurotiomycetes, Eurotiales, Trichocomaceae.
AUGGCCAAAGGAAGCGACGCCGCAUCUUCGCCUGCUGCCGCAACAACCCCCGGCCUGAAGCGUUCUACCUCCAGUACCCAGAACAUGAAGAACCAGCGAUCCAUCCUCGGGUUUUUCCAGAAAUCAUCGCCGUCUACCCCGUCGACGUCCACGCGUAACGCCAACGCCGAACCCGCGUCGUCUCCGGCCCAGCGUGCUGCUGACAAGUCGUCGGUUAGGUCGAAAAAGACUAUCCAGAACCUGACGCCGGUGCCGAGUAGCGAUGUUGUUGAACCGGAUGAGGAUGUAAUCGCCAAGAGCUACUUUCAGACUGAAGUCGGUCAAAAGGAGGACCUAUCGUUGACGCCGACGAGAAAGGCUAAAAAGAAGGUCAAUUAUAUCGAGUCCGAUAGCGAGGGAGAAGAUGACGACGAGGCUAUCUUCCGGCCCAACCCGUCACGCAAGAGACGCAGACCUGCUGUUGAAAGUGAAGAUGAAUUUCAGGAAGAGGCUGAGGCGCCUGAAGAUGAAAUGGACGAUUUCAUUGUUGCCGAUGAUUCGGAAGAGGACGCCAAACCCUCUAAAAAACGGAAGAAGAUCUCCAAACCCGCGCCUCGCAAAUCUCUCUCGGACGAUGCUCCGUCGCCUGUUGUUGACGUUGACAUGGAUAUUCCAGAAUCGACAGCUGGUACCGCGAGACAAUGGACGUAUGAUCCUGAAAACAAGGAACCUCGAAAGGAACGAGACCCAGUAGUCUCAAGAAGUGGCACGAAGAGAAAGGAAAAGGCACAUGAGACAGAACCUGAAAAGCGAUAUCCAUGGUUAGCCAAUAUCACUGAUAUGGAAAGGAACCCUCCUAGCCAUCCAGACUAUGAUCCACGAAAUAUCUACAUACCGCCGCUGGCAUGGUCCAAGUUUUCGCCCUUUGAGAAGCAGUAUUGGGAGAUCAAACAGAAAUUCUGGGAUACAAUUGUCUUUUUCAAAAAGGGCAAAUUCUACGAACUUUACGAGAACGAUGCAACAAUCGGCCACCAAUUGUUUGACCUGAAACUCACAGACAGAGUUAACAUGCGCAUGGUCGGUGUACCUGAAAUGAGUCUUGAUCACUGGGCAAACCAGUUCGUCGCCAAGGGCUACAAGAUUGCUCGAGUUGACCAGUCGGAAUCUGCGUUGGGCAAAGAGAUGCGAGAACGAGAUGACAAGAAAGCCGCGAAGAAGGAGGAUAAAAUUAUCAAGCGCGAGCUAGCAUGUGUUCUUACCGCAGGAACCCUCGUCGAGGGCUCAAUGCUUCAAGACGACAUGUCAACGUAUUGCGUUGCCAUCAAGGAGGUCAUACUAGACGGACUGCCGGGUUUUGGCAUUGCAUUCGUUGACACAGCCACUGCUCAGUUCCAUCUAGCCGAGUUCACGGAUGAUGCCGACCUGACCAAAUUCGAAACAUUCGUUGCCCAGACACGACCUCAAGAGUUGUUGCUGGAGAAGUCGGCGCUCAGCCAGAAAGCAUUACGGAUUCUUAAGAACAAUACAGGACCUACGACGCUUUGGAAUCACUUGAAACCAGGCAAAGAGUUCUGGGAAGCCGAUAUCACAGUAAGAGAGCUCGAUGCUAGUGACUACUUUGUCUCCGAAGACAGGGACAACGUCGAAGCCUGGCCGCAAGUCCUUCGCGAGGCGCGCGGAAAAGAGUAUGCCAUGUCUGCAUUUGGCGCGCUGAUACAAUAUCUCCGAGUCCUGAAACUGGACCGUGAUCUGAUUACCAUUGGUAAUUUCACCUGGUAUGACCCAAUCCGCAAGGCUACAAGCCUGGUUUUGGACGGUCAAACUCUUAUAAACUUGGAAAUAUUUGCCAACUCAUUUGACGGCAGCAGUUCCGGGACUCUGUUCCAGCUGCUCAACCGCUGCAUUACUCCAUUCGGUAAACGGAUGUUUAAGCAAUGGGUCUGCCAUCCACUGAUGGAUAUAAAUAAGAUCAAUGCUAGAUUCGAUGCCGUCGAUUCUCUGAAUGCUGAUACUGUUAUUCGCGACCAAUUCUCGUCUCAGUUGACCAAGAUGCCUGAUCUGGAACGCCUAAUUUCUCGUGUUCAUGCCGGAACUUGUAAAGCGCAGGAUUUCCUACGCGUGCUGGAAGGGUUCGAGCAGAUCGAGUAUACUAUGGGUUUGCUGAAAGAACUUGGCUCUGGGGAUGGAGUCAUAGGCCAGCUCGUCUCAUCCAUGCCAAAUUUGAAAUCUCCCCUCGAGUAUUGGAAGACCGCAUUUGACAGGCUGAAGGCCAAGGAGACUGGUAUCCUUGUUCCGGAGCGUGGCAUUGAGGAAGACUUUGAUGCAUCGCAAGAGACAAUCGAGCAGCUGCACCAUGACCUUGACGCGCUUCUCAAGAGGGUUCGUCGUGAGCUCGGCUCGACAGCCAUUAUUUACAAGGACAACGGCAAGGAGAUCUACCAACUCGAGGUUCCCAUCAAAGUCAAGAACAUCCCCAAAACGUGGGACCAAAUGUCUGCCACGAAACAAGUAAAGCGCUUCUACUUCCCAGAAUUGCGCGUCCUCAUCCGCAAACUCCAAGAAGCGCAAGAGACGCAUAGCCAAAUCGUCAAGGAAGUUGCAGGCCGUUUCUACGCCCGAUUCGACGAGGAGUAUGAAGUCUGGCUGAAAUCUGUUAAAAUUGUUGCCCAAUUAGACUGUUUGAUUAGUCUGGCAAAGGCUUCGUCGUCGCUCGGACAGCCAAGCUGCAGACCGGUCUUUGUCAACGAAGAUCGAAGCAUACUCGAAUUCGAGGAACUGCGCCAUCCAUGCAUGCUACAAAACGUCGCCGACUUUAUCCCGAACGACGUGAAGCUUGGAGGCGAGACGCCAAAUAUUAACCUGUUAACUGGCGCGAAUGCAGCGGGUAAAUCAACGAUCCUCCGAAUGACCUGCGUCGCAGUCAUCAUGGCCCAAAUCGGCUGCUACCUACCCUGCGAAUCCGCACGCCUAACACCCGUUGAUCGCAUCAUGUCUCGCCUGGGCGCCAACGACAACAUCUUCGCCGCACAGUCGACGUUUUUCGUCGAACUCUCCGAAACCAAGAAAAUCCUCUCCGAAGCCACACCCCGCUCCCUCGUCAUCCUCGACGAACUCGGACGCGGCACGAGCUCUUACGACGGCGUCGCCGUCGCCCAAGCCGUGCUGCACCACAUCGCAACACACAUUGGCGCCCUAGGCUUCUUCGCGACACACUACCACUCCCUCGCCGCCGAAUUCUCCGGCCACCCUGAAAUUGCACCUAAGCGGAUGCGCAUCCACGUCGAUGACGAGGAACGCAGGGUAACGUUCCUAUAUAAGCUCGAGAAAGGGGUUGCAGAGGGUAGUUUCGGCAUGCAUUGUGCCUCGAUGUGCGGGAUUCCGGACAAGGUUGUGGAGAAUGCCGAGGAGGCGGCGAAGCAGUGGGAGCACACCAGUCGGCUUACUGAGAGUCUGGAGCGGCAGAAAGGCGGCGGGCUUGUUGGCUUGGGAUGGUGGAGUGAUGUUGCCUGGCUGCUUCGCGACGAUGCGGAGGUUUCGGAGAGGGGAUUGGAGAUUCUGCGGAAAGCGAUAGAGGGGCUGUAG